GCAGCGGGAUCAGCGGCCCCGUCGGGAAGUUUCCAGUCUGCGAGCGAGCGCCGCUGGACACGCCGGACGUUCCCAGACCCGGACCAUGCGGCUCCAGUUGCUCCUGGCCCCGCUGGGCUGGCUGCUGCUGGUCGAAACGAAGGGUGAUGCCAAGCCGGAGGACAACCUUUUGGUCCUCACGGUGGCCACAAAGGAGACUGAGGGGUUCCGACGCUUCAAGCGCUCAGCCCAGUUCUUCAACUACAAGAUCCAGGCGCUGGGGCUGGGGGAGGACUGGCAUGGGGAGAAGGAGAUGUCGGCAGGUGGAGGGCUGAAGGUUCGACUACUGAAGAAAGCCCUGGAGAAGCACGCAGACAAGGAGAACCUGGUCAUUCUCUUCACAGACAGCUACGACGUGCUGUUUGCCUCGGGGCCCCGAGAGCUCCUGAAGAAGUUCCGGCAGGCCAGGAGCCAGGUGGUCUUCUCUGCCGAGGAGCUCAUCUACCCAGACCGCAGGCUGGAGGCCAAGUACCCGGUGGUAUCUGACGGCAAGAGGUUCCUGGGCUCUGGAGGCUUUAUCGGUUAUGCCCCGAACCUCAGCAAACUGGUGGCCGAGUGGGAGGGUCAAGACAGUGACAGUGACCAGCUCUUUUACACCAAGAUCUUCUUGGACCCGGAGAAGAGGGAGGGGAUCAAUAUCACCCUGGACCACCGUUGCCGUAUCUUCCAGAAUCUGGAUGGAGCCUUGGAUGAGGUGGUGCUCAAGUUUGAAAUGGGCCAAGUGAGAGCAAGGAACCUGGCUUACGACACCCUCCCAGUCCUGAUUCAUGGCAAUGGGCCUACCAAGCUGCAGCUGAACUACCUGGGCAACUACAUCCCACGCUUCUGGACCUUUGAGACGGGAUGUGCUGUGUGUGAUGAGGGCCUGCACAGCCUCAAGGGCAUCGGGGAUGAAGCUCUGCCCACGGUCCUGGUUGGCGUGUUCAUCGAACAGCCCACGCCGUUCCUGUCCCUGUUCUUCCAGCGGCUCCUGCGCCUCCAUUACCCCCGGAAACGGCUGCGGCUUUUCAUUCACAGCCAUGAGCAGCAACAUGAGACUCAGGUGGAGCAGUUCCUGGCAGAGCAUGGCAGCGAGUACCAGUCUGUGAAACUGCUGGGCCCCGAGGUGCGGGUGGCGAACGCGGACGCCAGGAACAUGGGCGUGGACUUGUGCCGGCAGGACCGUGGCUGCACCUACUACUUCAGCGUGGAUGCCGAUGUGGCCCUGACCGAGCCCCAAACCCUGCAGCUGCUAAUUGAGCAGAACAGGAAUGUCAUCGCCCCAUUGAUGACCCGCCACGGGAGGCUGUGGUCGAACUUCUGGGGGACACUGAGUGCAGAUGGCUACUACGCCCGCUCCGAGGACUACGUGGACAUUGUGCAGGGGCGGCGUGUCGGUGUCUGGAACGUGCCCUACAUCUCAAACAUCUACCUGAUCAAGGGCAGUGCCCUGCGGGCUGAGCUGCAGGAGAUGGACCUAUUCCACCACAGCAAGCUGGACCCGGACAUGGCCUUCUGUGCCAACAUCCGGCAGCAGGAUGUGUUCCUGUUCCUGACCAACCGGCACGCCUUCGGCCACCUGCUGUCCCUGGACAGCUACCAAACCACCCACCUCCAUAACGACCUCUGGGAGGUGUUCAGCAACCCCGAGGACUGGAAGGAGAAGUACAUCCACGAGAACUACACCAAGGCCCUGGCGGGGAAGAUGGUGGAGAUGCCUUGCCCAGACGUCUACUGGUUCCCCAUCUUCACGGAGACGGCCUGUGAUGAGCUGGUGGAGGAGAUGGAGCACUACGGCCAGUGGUCUCUGGGAGAUAACAGGGACAACCGCAUCCAGGGUGGCUACGAAAACGUGCCGACCAUAGACAUCCACAUGAACCAGAUCAAUUUUGAGCGGGAGUGGCACAAGUUCCUGGUGGAGUACAUCGCCCCCAUGACGGAGAAACUCUACCCGGGCUACUACACCAGGGCCCAGUUCGACCUGGCCUUUGUUGUCCGCUACAAGCCUGACGAGCAACCCUCGCUGAUGCCACACCAUGACGCCUCCACCUUCACCAUUAACAUUGCCCUGAACCGGGUUGGGGUGGAUUACGAGGGCGGGGGCUGUCGGUUCCUGCGCUACAACUGCUCCGUCCGAGCCCCACGGAAGGGCUGGACUCUCAUGCACCCCGGGCGACUCACGCACUACCACGAGGGGCUUCCCACCACCAAAGGCACCCGCUACAUCGCAGUCUCCUUCGUCGAUCCCUAAUUGGCCCGGCCCGGCCACCACAGACCUUUUCCUCUUUGUCAACAACCACUGCCCAGCAGCCUCUGGGACCUCGGGGUCCCAGGGAACCAGAUCCAGCCUCCAGGCUCUUGACCUCUCAUUGCUCUUGGAGCUGCCAUCAGAGAGACUGGGCCACAGGCUAGAGGCAGAACACACCUCCUUGGCUGGGACUUUCCUGGUGCUCCGGACACAGCCCCGGGAGAAACUGUUCACUUUCACUGCUUUGUAGCAACUCAUCCUUUCCCAUUUCUCUUCCUGAAAAACCUCUUCCGGCAACACUUGAGCAGAAGAGGGGCUGACCCAGCUGCCCAGAGAGACUCUCGGGGUGAGAAGCCACGCCCCAGAGCUUCUCCCCGGCAGAGCUGCAGCCCUGGGGAAUUCUGCUUCAAGCUUCAGGGUUGACACCGAGACCUGGAUCAGACUCAAGUCCCCACCCUGACCGUGGGACUGCUGAAGCCCCAUCCUCCCUGGCUCCUAUCAUGAGAGCAAAACUCUGUCCCUUGGAGACGGUGACUCAGAAAACCUCCUGGGAGACAGGAAAUUCACGGAUGCCACAGCUCCAUCCUCUACUUGACCCUUGCUGGGGGCGCAGAGCAGGGAGUGCUAUGUCCACACACUGCACUGUGUCACCCUGUCUUGAAUGCCUCCAGAGAGAGGGACAGACAGUCAGAAACAGGAGAGUUUCUACUAAAGGUCAUUCAAACCACUGAGUGGGAGAUGCUGGGGUGGGCAGGUGUAUACAUGUCAGGGCGGGUGUCUGCAGGGAGAAGCUUUAACAGCUCACGAUUGGCAAGGAAGGCCGGCCGUGGGUGACUUGGCAGAUUGGGUCAGGCAGAUUGGGUGACUUGUGUUUCCCACACCCAGUCACAUGUGAUCUCCAUGUCAUUUGUAUAUUCCAUAAACCCUCCAUAUAAGCCAGG
Eubalaena glacialis (North Atlantic right whale) is the source of this 3207-nucleotide messenger RNA. RefSeq names its product procollagen-lysine,2-oxoglutarate 5-dioxygenase 1 (gene PLOD1). The record is from RefSeq and is a predicted model, not a curated record. The transcript is spliced from 19 exons. Gene Ontology annotation, cellular component: endoplasmic reticulum. Lineage: Eukaryota; Metazoa; Chordata; Mammalia; Artiodactyla; Balaenidae. Gene Ontology annotation, biological process: peptidyl-lysine hydroxylation. The coding region runs from base 86 to 2269 and encodes 727 amino acids. Gene Ontology annotation, molecular function: iron ion binding; procollagen-lysine 5-dioxygenase activity; L-ascorbic acid binding.